Messenger RNA from Paramecium primaurelia, 444 nucleotides. Lineage: Eukaryota; Ciliophora; Oligohymenophorea; Peniculida; Parameciidae. The record is from the annotation of a GenBank genome assembly.
AUGAAUCAAUAUGUUUAUUUUAAUGAUUUGAAGGAAAUGUAACAGUAUGCCAGAUAAAAUCAUAUCUCAUUAUAUGCAUACAAGAAAACUGUAUAUAAUUUGACAGAUUAUGCUGAGAAUCAUCCUGGUAGUGAAGUUUACAUGUUUAAUUAUGAAAAUCAGGAUGUCACUAAUGCUCAAUUCAAUAAGAUGAUACUUUAAACCCACAAAGAAAUCAUCUUAACAUUAUAAGAAUAUAUAAUUGGAUAUAUAUAGAAACAUGAGAAAUAAAUUAUGUAAUUCAAAUCCUCUAAAUCCAUUAUCGAAUAGACAAAAAAAAGAUUAAGAGAAAGCACUGUACCAUUUUAUGAAAAUAUUCCUAAGGAUUGUUCUAUUACUAAAUUGCCUAUAUUUACUACUCAUAAAUAAUUUCACUCUCAAAAGUCAAUUAACAUAUCUAAAUGA